This is a messenger RNA of Pseudogymnoascus destructans, 1196 nucleotides long. RefSeq lists its product as uncharacterized. Bases 433 to 753 code for a protein of 106 amino acids. The transcript has a single exon. NCBI's taxonomy places the organism in Eukaryota, Fungi, Ascomycota, Leotiomycetes, Thelebolales, Thelebolaceae. The record is from RefSeq and is a predicted model, not a curated record.
GGUGGGAGUUAAGGUGAGAUCCACGAGUGUGGGAUGGGAGAGCGGUCUUGCAAUGGGGCUGGCAGUGUGUAAUAACAGAGUGAAAUGGAUGGUCGAGUGAUAAGGUUACCAAGACGGGGAAUAGAAAAGCUUAUAUGCUCACCUUCAACGCACUGGACAUCCCGAUGCGGCCAACGGCCACACCGGCACUCAUCUCCACUCUCAUUCUGUCUCAAGCCUCGUAUGAGCCAUCUCAGCCUCGAUAGCAACGGUUGUGUUGGAUCAUCGAAAAGAUGGAAUUGAGUGGUCUGGGUCGUUCGUUGGCGGAUUACCCUCGGGUAUAGAAGAUCCUUCAUAUAGAGCCCUCGAACCUUUGUGACGCUAUACUAAAGUCAGUAUCUUUCUUAUCGAAUCCCUCGACUCCCACAAACCUCUUUCGAUACAUAUAAAGAAAUGUCAAUCCAGCUCAAAUCACCAAAUCGCGACCCCUCCAAAGUCCCAAGUCCCCUAAAAUCACUACGAAAGCUUAACCCACUCGGCAAGACAACCCUAACGCUGACACGCGUCCGCGCAAUACCGCAAUAUCGCACCCAUCGAGCGCACUUACCGUAUCAGGCUCUUUGCUUCGUUGAGUGCAGCCAUGAUGACUCCGCCACGCCCCAUGAUCAUCCUACAGUAGUGCUGACGGCAACGACCGUAGCGGCGGCGCUCAGGGUGUCACAACGACGUGGUGACCCGAUCAGGAUCGCGUUUCGAGAGAGCGUCCGGCCGUAAUAUCAGCCGCGCGAUCCGCAGAAUUUCUACUUUCCAGUGGUGCCUUUGGACAGGUAGGCGGAUAUCUUUUGUGGCACGGUAAGCAAAGGAUGAAGGAUUACUAUCCCUGGGCAGGACGAGGAGAUCGACAGGGUGUUAAUUUAGAAGGCUGUCAAACCUGUCACCCGGGAGUGCAUCCAGCGAUCUUUUAUUCCACGCCCUAUGGUACUGUCGACGACAUGUCGAUGCCGCUGUAGGAGGAUUUAAAGGCGUAUUGAGAUUUAGGACGCGAAAGGGAUUAGAGUCAUGGUAGGGCAUGCAUCGUGAUCGCUACUGGAGAUGUGCAACGAAGCACUCUGUGCGAUUGUGACAGAUAGGGGUCUUUCCAGGGGCGAGAUACUUAUUUAGAAUAGGGGGAAGAGCAGGACGGGGGUGAUAUAAUACCAGAGGCAGUGAGUAAAAGG